CCCCGAAAAGGAGAAACAAGAGAGAAGACUACCGUAGCGCAGAAGGAAGAGCAAGUGACAGGGGAAACAAUGGCGGCGAUGGCGGCGAGGUGUGCCUUAGGGUCGUCGUUGUUGAGACCUAGGACGGCUAUGGUGGACAGCAGUUCUUCGUCCUCGUCGUCAUCUUCUGAUGGGGGUUGCGCGCCAUCGCUGGGCGUAAGGAAGGUCACACUGGCGGUUAGCGAUCACGAUCGGAUCAGACAUGGGGACUACUGCUUGCCCCCUUCCGCUUCAUCUUCCUCCUCCUCCCCCGUCGCCACUCGCUCUUCCAGCUCUCCCUCCGCCUCCUCCUCCUCCUCCUCCUUCCCCUCCUUCUCCUCCUCCUCCUCCUCCUCCUCCUCUCUUCUUCACCAACGUGCGCGGAAUGGUGGUUGGCUCCGACAGUUUCGGUGUUGCAGUACGUUUUGGAGAGAGGUGGGUGCAAAGCGCCUGAUGAUGGGGAUGAAUCGAGGGAGACGAUGUGGCUAUGGUGGCUGGGCAACCAAGGGGGGAGCGAAAGAGGAGGGCAAUAACGCAGAGCAAGGCGAAGACGAUGCGAGUAUCUCGUGGGUUGGGAGGGAGAAGGGGAGGAGGGGAAAAGCGGAAAGGAUUAGCGGAAGAGACUUGGUUGGUGGGGGGCGCAGACGGUGGAAGAGUACCUUUCCUCCUGGGUCAGCGGUAUCCAUCACGGCGAAGAAGUUAGAGAGCGACCCGCAGGAAGGCGGGAAAUGUCCGUCCCUCAAGCGGGAUGGCGGGAAAUGUCCGUCCUUCAAGCGGGAUGGCGGGAAAUGUCCGUCCUUCAAGCGGAAUGGCGGGUUGCGGUCGUUUUUCUCCAAAUGUGCAGCGUUUGGUGGCGGGAAAGACACCAACGCGUUUGGUGGCGGGAAAGGCAACAACGCGUUUGGUGGCGGGAAAGACAACAACGCGCUCAAGCUUCUCUUCACAAACUCGUUCCCGCAGCGCGACCGCAAGAUUUCCAAGGUUAUGGAGGGGGUCGCGCUUGAUGGACGGGGUGGUGGUGAACAACCAUGUGGGCAAGUUUUAUCGUGGGGCGUUUCUGAAAAAGACGUCCCUCGUCUAGCAUUUAUGCAGAUGGCGUUCGUUGAUUUCUCUUUGCUCGUCAACGGACUGAUGUUGGUUAUCAAAUCUGUACAAUUACCUGCUGUGCCAGUUUGGGCGUCCGUAUGGGCCUCUGUUCGGAGAUGCAGCACCCAACAAGGUGAUGAAGAUGGUGUCCACCAUAGCCAGGGCGAUGAUCGAUGGGAUGAGAGCAAAACAAAAAGGGUGACAAUGAAUUACGUCCGACCAGUGCUGCUAUGGAUCAAUGUCAUCAUCAUCUGCAGAGGACUGGAUUCAGUCUCACUAUCGUCGGUCAAUGCCCAAGCAGUCAAACAGAGAUUUGUCGACUUCUUGCGGGCUCUAACAACAGUGCUGGCUUUCGCUUCCGUCACUGGCAGUUUAACACAGCAGUUGCAUAGAGCCUGGGCCGAAGGAGCCGGCGAAGAGGCAACAAAGAAUAUUGGUUUCCAAUUCAUUGGAAAUUCUGUUUCCACGUUGGUGUGGGUGGCGGCUGUUUUCCUUUUCAUGGAGCUGAUGGGAUUUUCCACUCAGAAGUGGAUAACAGCUGGUGGCUUUGGAACUGUCGUUCUCACACUAGCUGCAAGAGAGAUUGUGACCAACUUUUUAUCCGCGAUAAUGCUGCACACAACAAGGCCGUUCAAGAUAAACGAUUGGAUCAAAACGAAGAUUGACAGCCAGGAAAUAUCCGGCGUCAUCGAGCAUGUGGGUUGGUGGGCCCCCACCGUCGUGCGAGGAGAUGAUCGUGAGGCUGUGCAUAUACCAAAUCACAAGUUCAGUGUUAGCGUUUUGCGAAAUCUCUCUCAGAAGACCCAUUGGCGCGUCAAGACCAAAUUUGGCAUUAGCCAUUUGGAUGUGGGGAAGAUUGCGGACAUUGUGGCCGACAUGAGGAAGAUCAUUGCGAAGGACCCACAAGUGGAGCAGCAACGUUUGCACAGGAGGGUGUUCUUUGAUGAUGUAAGCUUUGAAAACCAAGCCUUGAUGAUCAUGGUCUCCUGCUUUGUGAAGACCCCACAUUAUGAAGAAUUUCUUCGAGUGAAGGAAAGAUUGAUGUUGGAUUUGCUGAGGGUCAUCAAGCACCACAAUGCACGCCUUGCCACGCCAGUGCGUUCAAUUCAACGUUCGUUUGAUGAUGUUGAGCGUCAGCCAGCCUAUCGAAGUGGGCCGAUGAGGGAGGAGGUUGUGCGGCGGCCAAUUCUUCUGUUGGAUGGAAGCAUCCCUGAGUCAGAAUCUGAUGACGAUGACUCGAGAGUGGAUGGUGCUGCGGAAGCGGCAGCCGUGUCUGUUGCAGCUGUUGUGGCGGAAGCCGAGGACGACAGCAGCGGCACUGCGGAAUCAUCUCCGUCGAAAGAGUCUUUCCUAGAGGAGGUGAGUAAGUCAGAUGUAUCUCCAAAACAACCUGCAGACACCACGGUACCCUCGACAAUGAAGGCCUCAUCGAAAGGAACAGAAGCGAGACCCAAAGCUGAGAAUGGUGCAGCAAGGUCGCCAGCAAUGUCGGCGGAGGCUAACGCAAAGGCAUCAAAGCCCGACACAGGGGUAAAACCGAAGUCAUCAGAGUCCACAAAGCAAGCUGUGGAAUCUACAGGAAAGGCUUCAAAGGACUUGGGAAGCGCAGAACCAGAUGAGCUUGACAAGAAGAGCGGUACGAGGCCAGAAAUGACCGAGGCUGUUGGCCCAGGUGCAAUUGUUUCAAACAGUUUGGAUGCCACGAUGACGUCACAGAGUAUGACGUCGUCAGAAACAGCCGAUGCUGUUGGGCCAGGUACGAGGAAUUCGAAGAGCCUGGACGCCAGAACUCCGCCGGCACCGAGUACAAAGCCGCCAGAAACAGCCACGGCCGUGGGCCCAGGUGCAAGGGGUUCAAAGAGCCUGGAUGCAACAAAACCGACACAGGGUUCCAAGUCGACAAAUCCAACUGGUUCUGCGUCUCUAGAUGCUUCGGAGCAGAAGCACCCCAAAGCGAGACCGGCAGGAAAUGCAUCAUCAGACCCAUGGGCUGAUGAUGAUGGUUCUCUGAUGUCUGACUCCCUGUCUGAUCCUUGGGCGAGCAAUCACGAAAAUGACAGGGAAGUAGACCCUUGGGCAGUUGAUAUUGCAGGCAGCGCAGCGGCGACAGCCGCUGCCACUGAAUCACAACUGUCACCUCAUGGCUCCCUGAAGCACAGACCUGAUGGCUUUUCAGCUGAUAGCACCCUGAAGCACCAGCCUGAUGACAUCUCAGCACACGGUAAUUCAGCAGCAAGGCACAGCAACACGACGAGCCGAGAAGAUAAAGUAGCUGCCCAUGGUGACAGAGGCCAGCAGCAGGGGACAAUGCCGCAUGUCACGAGUCAGAAAAAAGCGGAGCCCAGGGCUGCGCCAGCGGAAGCAAAUCCGGAUCCGCUGCCAUCCUUUGCACGAACAGACAAUCUUAAGGCGGAAAGUCCUGCUGAUGACGAUACAGCGUAUAGCGAAGGAACAAGCGCAAAAGGGGGAAAGCAAGGAAGCGAGAAGGGUGUGAGAGAACCUGGAAGCAGGAAGGACGGGGGGCCAAGUGCGAAAGGAAAGAGCGGGGGCGAACAUGGAAGUAUCAGGAAGGAUGUGGGGGCAAGUGAAAAAGGAAAGACUGACCCAGCACCCCAGGGAAGGGGAAGUUGGUCACCGCGUAGUUUGUCUAGGGACCCAUCGCUCGGGAGAGUAGACACGACGAAGCCGAACAGGGAUUGCGGAAGUGAUGAAGUGACGAAGUCGGUGUUGACGGCCUCGGCUGCGGCAGCUAGGAAACCUGCGAGUGGAACUGCCUCUACAUCCUUGGAGCCCAGGGAAGAGUUGCUGGUUCUGAGCGUCGACAAUCCGCCGUUCAAAAUUCCUCUAGAGGAAUCUUCAUCUAUCAUGUCGAGCGUGGAUGGCCCUCCAGUCGGCGGUCUGAAACUGGACCUUGCGACAGGAGCAGGCGCAGGAGAAGGAGCACGGGCCGCGGAAAGAGAAGUAGACAGCUCAUCAAGGGGAAUGUUCAUUGGCGGGACAGACCCUCGCGAAGACGACUUGCGAGGUAUGGAUCUCAGAAACCAGUCUGACAAUGAUAGUGACCGAUAAAAACACAAAGCACGACUCAAAAACUCCACUGUCAUUAUUUUUCUCAAACAGUCAAAACAGACUCAAGAGUCCAAACUCCACUUCAUUCAUUUUCCAGAAAAUGUCCACGGUGACACUGUCUCCUACUUCAUCCAUUGUCCAUGAUGCAGAAUGUGUUGUCAGCAGUAUAGGUCCUCCUACUUCAUCCAUUGUCUCCAAAAAUUCAUUCAACCUGCAUGCACUGUUUGUGUGCAAGGAUUCCUCUUUCCCCCCCCUAAUACUACCCCUAUUAAUGAGCUGGCAUCCAUUCCAUUUUAAGCCAGUGCAUGUGAAUCUUUCAGGUAGUGGUCAGAAAUUAUUAUGGCCCCUUGUAUUCCAUGUGAGGGGGGGGUUGGCACCUUCCUAGUGAUUACAGGGUGCUGCAGGGAUCAUCCAACUGCUGACUGGGGGACUUGUUCAUUCUAGGAGUAAGAGAUUUUAAAUUUUAAGUUGAAGGAACAAAAGUUUGUCUGGAGAGCAAGGGGACUUGUUAAUUCUAGGAGAUGGCCACUGCAAGGGGUAUGAUGACACCCGGGCGAUGCGGGAUGGAACAAAAGUUUUACGACCGCAGGGGCUGGAGAUCGACCAUCGCCCGUAGAUGAUGUGCGCGUUUGCCACAUCCGUAUCGAAGUCCGGUCCGGUUCGUUUCCAUUGACGACUGCAUGAUUGGCUUGUUGGCCAAGGUCAACCUACCAAAGUAGGGGGCCAGAUUCUGUGGGCAGGCCUGCUUGCCACUGCUCCAAGAGGGAGGAGCAGGAGCUUCAGGUCUUCGGUUCGGACUAUCGAGUGCAAGGUGCAAGCCGUCUGCCCCCUGUCCAGUGGCUGCACCAGGCUGCGCUGGCUGUCCUUCUGACGUCAAUGUGGCUGCCCUCUCAGAUGUCAGUGUGUGAAUGUGUAAUUUACUAAUUUGCCCCUCACAGCGGAAGCUUUUUCACUUCUGGCACGAUCUCUUACCGUGUAACAUAUGUGUACUAUUGUGUAGCUUUUUCAAUUGUGCCCCUCAGAGCUGUAGUAGAUCUCUGGUCGGUGAAGGGCUCGGUACGAGUUCCCGAACUGGUCCUGUGGCAAGGGAGGGUUGCCACAAUUGUGCUUGUGUGUAGAUAUGGAGGAGGAGGAGGAGGAAGGUCGCUUCAAGCCCUGUUGAAGGCUUUGGUUGUAGUCUUGCUCUGCACCAUCGAAUUGGCAGCGUAAAAUUCAGGAGAAUCCAUGACAUUGUUAAGGAAGAGGCAUAUAAGGUUGUAUAUCCUCUCUCUUAGGAGAUCAAGUUCACUCUACAUUAUGGCCACUCUUUUUUUUUUUCUUCUUUUUUUUUUUUCAAUGGCUCUGUUGUUUGAUUAAGUUUGUGAAGUACUUCACAAAGUUGAUGUGCAAGAUACGAAGAAAUCCAUCGAGCAAGGGCGGAAAAGGUGCAGGGUUUUCUCAGACGGCAUUGCAAUGGAUCAAAGCGCCACUCUUUACUUCUUCUUUUCUCAUCGCGGCUCUGUGCUCAUAUACAGGAGGGUGGUGGGUUGGUUCGGCCUAUGAGCAAGACCUCCACAGCCUCCUGGUCCUGGCAGGCCCAAACAUGCAUCAACUUUCGGAGCUGCCACUUUUGGGUGGUGGGUGUGUCUCCACUUCCUGAUGAGUUAGCUAGCGUGAAUGUGUGUCUACGCGUGUGUGUGGCACAGGAUGGUGGCAGCAAUCACCUUCCACCCUUUCUCUCCCUGUUCUACUUAAUCAAAUUGCUUUUGAAAU
Messenger RNA from Chara braunii, 5925 nucleotides. The record is from the annotation of a GenBank genome assembly. Lineage: Eukaryota; Viridiplantae; Streptophyta; Charophyceae; Charales; Characeae.